Messenger RNA from Planococcus citri (citrus mealybug), 798 nucleotides. It is a transcript of the gene mRpL50, whose product is annotated as mitochondrial ribosomal protein L50. The transcript is spliced from 4 exons. The record is from RefSeq and is a predicted model, not a curated record. Lineage: Eukaryota; Metazoa; Arthropoda; Insecta; Hemiptera; Pseudococcidae. Gene Ontology annotation, cellular component: mitochondrial large ribosomal subunit; mitochondrion. Bases 72 to 707 code for a protein of 211 amino acids.
GGACGCGGCAUCUGAAAAGAUCGAAGCGCGAGAGAACUGAGAGAACCUCUUCUAUUUAGUAACGUUGAGUGAUGGCGGCGUACAUAGGACAUGUGUUAUCGACCGCUGGUUCGAAUUUUUCCAAAAUACUAUGGAAUUCUUCCAAAAUAUUAACGGUCCCUGUCCGUUCCAAGAGUGGUUGUACCAAAAAAGUAAAGAAAAAUCCGAAAAAUUACAUAAGGAAAGCAGGGUUUCAACCAAAAGUUGACUCGUUGCAAUCCAGAGGAUUUUUACGAAACCUUCCUCCUUACAAUCCACCGCAAGGUGUGACAAAUGAAAUACGUGAAAUUUUCAACGAAGUGGUUGGAACCUCUGAAUUGAGUCAUCAGUUGGAUACUGAUCAGAAAUACAAGUUGCUGGUGAAAUGUAGCGACACGUUUGGUCAUUCUGUACCGAAUUCCAAUUUGUAUAAAAUGAAAACUUUGGGUGAUGUAUUCGAAUUCUACCAUACACCUUGUACCAAUGUAACUCCAUAUGAAAAUUUAAAAGAUAUGGACCUUCCUCCGAAUCUUCAUAUUAUUCAAGAUUAUAUGAGAUUUCAUCCUGAUACUGACACGAUGUUUGGUGGUGUAACUGCGUUUCCUAAAAGUUCUACUAUGGUUACUGGUUUAAAUUAUAAGAAAAAAUACAAGGGUCAUACUCAAGAAUCACCAUGGGGUGAUAUUUAAAUUUUUAACAAUUUGAAUGAAUGUAGUUGGAUUUAUUUUAUAAUGUGUUUAUAUUUCUUGUUACUUAAUAAAAAAAGUCUUAUUGAUUUCA